AUGGAAGUGCCACAUUUCUCAUCACCUCACAAUUCCCCGUCCAAGCAGAACGUGAAGCACGGCAUGACUACAACUACUUUACCACAUACCAAGUCUGAUUCAGCUUUAGAUCAUUUUAUGGAUGAAAAAGGUAGCAAACCGUCAUCAAUCCCAUCCCUUGGUUCUUUAUCGAAUCACACGCAAAGAAUUCGCAUCUCUUCACAGCAUUCAUUGGAAUGUGUAGAGAAGACAUCCCCCUGCUCGUUAUUUCCAAGCACCGAUGAUGCAUCUAAUGCAGGGUUUCACGAUGCAAACGGUCGAGCUCGCAAUCCGUUACGUGGUGACACAAAUCUCCAGAUUUUUCAAUCGACAGACACGUUAGCGUUGAAAGCUAUUCUAUCACCACAAAAGACGUCGUGUGGAAGAAGGAUCAAAGAUGAUUAUGAUACGGUCAAGCUGAAUAGUUCAUCCAAUUUGCUUGAUAAACUAUUACUUCGUAAUGGCAUGCAGACCUCGACGUUGUCAAUACCUCCAAGGAAAUCCAUGGGAAGUGUCGUAGAAGAAGAUGUUGAAGCUAUGAAUGUCGUCGUCAUGAAUUCAGAUCUCCCACCACCACCUUUUGCCAAUAUGUACGCGUGUGAAUCUUGCCGUGAUGAUAUUGGAUCAUUGCUGUCAAAAGGACGACACCAUUGUCGAAAUUGUGGUGGUUCCUUUUGUGCUGACUGUACGACAAAGUCGAUAAUUGUGCCUUAUCAAGCGUAUCUAAAACGAGGAGAGUUACGUGUAUGUGACGGCUGCUUUCAUCGGAUUCAAAACUUUCACAAGCAGGUGAAAAGCACAAGUGUCACGUGGAAUGGACUCCAACCACCGUCUAGUGAGCAGAUUGUGCGUGAUUUUGACUUAUCGGCGGAUGAAACACCUGUCGCAAUUUUUAAUUGCGCGUUGUUUGUAGAGAUGACUCCGUUCUACGGUCAUCUAGUGUUUACACGGAAACGUCUGUGUUUUCAGAGCUACAUUGAUUCGAAGAAGCGCAAAGUGGCGUACUCUCAGGUCUUGUCGCUCUUAAAGCCGCAGUUCUACUAUAUUAAUGGUUUGCAGGUGAAGACAAAGCGGAAAGAAACUUUCUUCUUGGUUGAGUUCAAUGGGCUGCGCGAUAUGUGUUUCCUGCGGCUAGAUCAGCUAAUCCGGGCUUAUCAAGAGGCGAGUAAGCUGAAAGCUUCAGCGCCUGGAAAGUCCCCGAGCUCCAAAGAGCUCCGGAGACAAGCACUUGAACGUCGGCGCUCGUACAAACUGAUCUCAGAGCACGUGUCUUUGCAGGGAUGUGCUGGAAGUUUGAGCAAUUCGCCUUUGUCAUCUUCAUCUUCCAUUUCUACCGUGGGGUUUAUUGAUGUCGAAGAUGAGGACUCUGACGCAGAUGUGCCUCUUAGUAUCAUUAUGGAGGAUGAUGGCCACACCGAUGACGGUAAAUCGACAGCCAGUGACGAAGAACCAUUUGAGCCAUUACCACCUGACCCGCUGCUCGAGAAGAUGACAGUUUUGCUGGAUUGUGAUUUGCGGGCUGAUGUGAAGCGAGUUUUUGAUUUGUUGUGGAACGAUGGACCUGGUCAGGAAUUCUCACAGGCGAAUAUGGAGAAGGCACGCGACAUUGACAUUGAUAUUGAGUCGUGGAAAGCCAUUGACAAAAAUGAUGCUGUGAAAGCUGAAGAGAUCCACAAGGGUUUUGAGAUCUCCAAGGAGGAUGACUACACACUUUAUCGUAUCGUGCGUUCACAACAUCCACCGAAGACCUCAUUUCCCGGUCUACCACAGUACGCUGGGUGCACGAGGACACAGCGAUUUCGUCUCGACAAAAGUUCUAAUGGCGAGGAUAAAUGGGAUCGCUUUGUAAUUACUGAAUUGAACCGCAUGAGCAAGAUUCCGUUCAGCGAUUACUUCGAAGUGGAGAUGCGUUACGUGUUUUCUCGUGACGGUAACAAUUACUGCCACGUCCAAGUAGGAUUGGUGGUCAAUUUUCUCAAGGCAACGUGGUUCAAGUCUCAAAUCAACUCGUCUACGCUAUCAGAGUCGAAAGAGGCGCUAGAGUCAUGGACAAAACAGGCAAUCGAGUUUCUCGAGUCUCAACAGAAUCGUAUCGUUCCACUCUCACCAACUCUGAGGUCGUUAUCUGCUUCUGACAGCUUCAGUGAGCCCGAAUCAAAGCCAGGUAGUGCAAACUGCCCCGUACGGAAGCGUGAGGUAUCGAAUGCGCUUCCUGAUGCAGCAGCGACUGCCUCAACAACACCCUGUACUGCUGAAACAAGAACCCUUUGGCAUAUCUGGUCGUCACCGUCACUCAUACAAUUACUCCUGCUGGGUGUGCUAUUUUAUACACUCUUGCUACUUCGACGGUAUGAGACGCAGAUGCAGCAGCUCACGGACGUGACGACACAAUUGCUUGAAAAACUUCACGCGCAGCAGAGCAUACUGAAGACACAGAAUGUGAGAAUCCAACAAACCUGUGACGGUCUUUCUGCUGAAGUUGCCAAGCAAUUUGUACAUCCUUUGACAAACGAAGCAGCAGAAUCCACUUAG
Messenger RNA from Peronospora belbahrii, 2550 nucleotides. The record is from the annotation of a GenBank genome assembly. NCBI's taxonomy places the organism in Eukaryota, Oomycota, Peronosporomycetes, Peronosporales, Peronosporaceae.